UAUUAUUAUCUUUUUGUUCUCAAACUGCUCAUAUCUGCUAUACAUGUAUUUUCGGAGAGGUGAAGCAAUUAGUUGGAAGAAAUACAUACAACAUGUUUCCACUCAUAAUUCUGAUCAGCUUUUCACUUACUUCCCUCUCUGCUACUGCUACUAAUGGAGCAGAAGGAGGAGCUACAAGUCUUUCAACCUGUUUAAUCAACCACAAUAUCCAUAACUUCUCUAUUUACUCCACAAGGAAUGAUCCAAAUAGUAAUUACUUUAACUUGCUCGACUUCUCCCUUCAGAAUCUUCGAUUUGCAGCAUCUUACAUGCCAAAACCAACCCUCAUUAUCCUACCAAACAGCAAGGAGGAGCUCGUGAGCACCAUUCUUUGUUGCAGACAAGCAUCUUAUCAAAUCAGAGUAAGGUGCGGCGGACACAGCUACGAAGGAACUUCUUACGUUUCCUUUGACGGUUCCCCAUUCGUGAUCGUUGACUUGAUGAAAAUAGACGACGUUUCAGUAGAUUUGGAUUCUGAAACUGCUUGGGCUCAGGGCGGCGCAACAAUUGGCCAAAUUUAUUACGCCAUUGCCAAGGCAAGUGACGUUCAUGCAUUUUCAGCAGGUUCGGGGCCAACAGUAGGAUCUGGAGGUCAUAUUUCUGGUGGCGGAUUUGGACUUUUAUCUAGAAAAUUCGGACUUGCUGCUGAUAAUAUAGUUGAUGCUCUUCUUAUUGAUGCUGAUGGACGCUUAUUAGACCGAAAAGCCAUGGGAGAAGACGUGUUUUGGGCAAUCAGAGGUGGCGGCGGUGGAAAUUGGGGAAUUGUUUAUGCCUGGAAAAUUCGAUUACUCAAAGUGCCUAAAAUCGUAACAACUUGUAUGAUCUAUAGGCCUGGAUCCAAACAAUACGUGGCUCAAAUACUUGAGAAAUGGCAAAUUGUUACUCCAAAUUUGGUCGAUGAUUUUACUCUAGGAGUACUCCUGAGACCUGCAGAUUUGCCGGCGGAUAUGAAAUAUGGUAAUAGUACUCCUAUUGAAAUAUUUCCCCAAUUCAACGCACUUUAUUUGGGUCCAAAAACUGAAGCUCUUUCCAUAUCAAAUGAGACAUUUCCGGAGCUAGGCGUUAAGAAUGAUGAAUGCAAGGAAAUGACUUGGGUAGAGUCAGCACUUUUUUUCUCUGAGUUAGCUGACGUUAGCGGUAACUCCUCUGCUGAUAUCUCCCGUCUGAAAGAACGUUACAUGGACGGAAAAGGUUUCUUCAAAGGCAAGACGGACUAUGUGAAGAAGCCAGUUUCAAUGGAUGGGAUGCUAACAUUUCUUGUUGAACUCGAGAAAAACCCGAAGGGAUACCUUGUCUUCGAUCCUUAUGGCGGAGCCAUGGACAAGAUUAGUGAUCAAGCUAUUGCUUUCCCUCAUAGAAAAGGUAACCUUUUCGCGAUUCAGUAUCUAGCACAGUGGAAUGAAGAGGACGAUUACAUGAGCAACGUUUACAUGGAGUGGAUAAGAGGAUUUUACAAUACAAUGACGCCAUUUGUUUCAAGCUCGCCAAGGGGAGCUUAUAUCAACUACUUGGAUAUGGAUCUUGGAGUGAAUAUGGUCGACAACUACUUAUUGCGAAAUGCUAGUAGUAGUUAUUCUUCCUCUGUUGAUGCUGUGGAGAGAGCUAGAGCGUGGGGUGAAAUGUAUUUCUUGCAUAACUAUGAUAGGUUGGUUAAAGCUAAGACACAAAUUGAUCCACUAAAUGUUUUUCGACAUGAACAGAGUAUUCCUCCUAUGCUUGGUUCAACGCAAGAGCAUAAGUAUAGUAGUGAAUGAGAUUUCAAAUGUACUGCCUUGAGAGAGAUUCCGUUGUUAGUUUUCCUUUCUUCUUUUUUUGUCUAAUAAAAUUGAUCCUUGAAUAUUU
Nicotiana attenuata is the source of this 1881-nucleotide messenger RNA. RefSeq names its product reticuline oxidase-like. The record is from RefSeq and is a predicted model, not a curated record. The transcript has a single exon. Gene Ontology annotation, molecular function: FAD binding; oxidoreductase activity. The coding region runs from base 93 to 1793 and encodes 566 amino acids. NCBI's taxonomy places the organism in Eukaryota, Viridiplantae, Streptophyta, Magnoliopsida, Solanales, Solanaceae.